Messenger RNA from Naegleria fowleri, 945 nucleotides. RefSeq lists its product as uncharacterized. The record is from RefSeq and is a predicted model, not a curated record. The coding region runs from base 1 to 945 and encodes 314 amino acids. Lineage: Eukaryota; Heterolobosea; Eutetramitea; Acrasida; Naegleriidae. The transcript has a single exon.
AUGUCCUCGCUCUGCUCCUCCUCCUCCUCCUCUUCUGUGGAUCCAUCUUUGAUCCGAUUUAUUCCACCCUCCCGACUUGAACUCAUUGGUCCCACACCCAACGUGGCCAACACAGUGGAGGGUCUCUCUCAUGAAAGUUGCAUGUUGGGUGCAAGUGCAGAUCAUUCCACUCCUCAACGUGCUAUCAUUCUUCACUUCUCUCGUCCUUAUCUUUUCAAAUUUAUUGAAAUGAAACCUCACAAACAAUUUCAUUGCUGUCAACAACAAUUUAAUGGAAUUGAUGUUUAUUACAAGAGAUGUUUGAAUACUCCUCAACAUCAACAACAACAAGGAGAAGAAUGGGUUGAAAUUGCAACUGUGAGUGGUGCCAAUUCGGAUGAUUAUUUGUAUCGGUUGGAUUUGGGUGAACAUGGAAUCUUCACUCAAAGUUUUAAAUUGACACGUUUUCCAAGAGAGAAUGUUUCAGUGGGAAUGAUGAAAUGUUAUGGAAUGAUGGAUGAAUCGAUGAAUCACCAUCACCACCACCACCACCACCUAUCGACGACGAUGACAACAUGUGGAAUUGUCAAUCCUAUGAAUGGUUACUACCAACAACAACAACAACAUGUUGGUCAAAACAACAACAACACUCUCAUGUCGACUACGACGAAUGAUUCAAACAUGUUCAUGCCACAUUGGUACAACAAUUACAAUACAACUCAUCCUCAUUUGGUUCGUUCCACCAAUGUACUACCAACACCAACACCACCUUAUUCGAAUACAACAACAAUGCCAACAUCAACUCUUCAUCCUAUUUACCCUACCCAUAACAACAACAACAACAACAACCCUUACAUCAAUACUACUACUACUACUAUUACUACUCAUGGGAAUGUACUUCAUUCAGUCUCAUCUCAAUUCAUACCAUCACCACCACACUAUCAUCACUACCCUCCCUAUCAAUAA